Messenger RNA from Penicillium bovifimosum, 456 nucleotides. RefSeq lists its product as uncharacterized. The record is from RefSeq and is a predicted model, not a curated record. The transcript is spliced from 3 exons. The coding region runs from base 1 to 456 and encodes 151 amino acids. NCBI's taxonomy places the organism in Eukaryota, Fungi, Ascomycota, Eurotiomycetes, Eurotiales, Aspergillaceae.
AUGCCUGGUCUGUCUAGCUCGGCCAACUCCUCGGCGUCGUCGGUGGGCUGUUGGCACUGGCCCUGGUUUUGGCGACGAACCUUUGGGUAUUUAUGCGAUACUAAACGCCACGUACCCCGCGGAGAGGAAGGAAUUCGUGAAGAGUUCGGGGCGGGCGGGCUGGACCAACAAGGUCCUGAGCCCCUGGUCACUGGUGUUUCUGGCGUGACGAGCGUCUCUCUAGCCAGCAAUAAUCCCGAAGAGCCCCCUAACCUCCCAUCAUUGACCAUCCUCUGCGAGGGCGCAGUGGCGGAGGAGCCCCUCGGUGACGUCCCACACCGCCAGGUGUUCCGCAGCCCUGAACGGGAGCUGGUCUUCCUCGCGCCGCGUGGCCUGUGCCUGGCCCAGCGACCAAGGCACCAGCCGGACUCGGAGGUGCCAAAGUCUCCGAAGGGGGAAGAGGAUGGAUCGGGGUGA